AUGGUAAGGCAGAGCUUAUCGAGCGUCUUGGUACAAUGCGGGCUGCUGGCCAGCUGCGCAAAUAUGGUGUGUGCUUCGGAAUUCAGCGGGGCAACGGAGGUGAAGAAGCUUCUUGCGCAUAACGAAUAUACUCUGCUGGCUUGUAAUAAGAAACUAUUAAAGGAAUGGAAAACGGUUGAGAAAAAUGUUGCUUCUACGGCUACAAUCGACUGUGCAGCCGCCUCCGGCUUCUGUCACGAGAUGGACGUCGUCUCCUUGCCCGCUAUCCGUCUGUAUCAAAAAGACGGGCCAACGACACGAUAUCGAGGUCCUAGAAGAGCCUCACCCAUAGAGGCUUUUGUGAAACGAGCCCUUCGGCCAUCUGUGCAAGACAUUGCCAAGCAGCAGCAGCUCGACGACUUCCUCACCAGCGAUGACUACGUAUUUCUCGCUCAAUUGCAUAGUGACGACAAAAGCCUCGAUGCUAGAUUCAGAAAUCUCGCAGAGGAGUUUUACGAUCGGUAUUCGUUCGGCAUGGCAAGCGCUGCUGAUGCCAGCUCCAGUGGCAUCUGGUGCUACAACAACGUCGAUGAAUCGGAACACACAGCUACAGAUCUAGACGAUGCAGAUGCUUUAAAGAAGCUGGUUGAUGUCUGUACCGCAGAAGUGAUUCCUCAGCUUACUCGACGCAACGAAUUGACACAUCUUUCCUCGGGACGCUCUCUGGUCUAUUACCUCUCCAAAAACGAAGCACAUCGCCAAGCUUACACCAAAAACCUAAAGAGCACAGCCCAACAAUACGCCCAAUUCCUCACGUUUGUAACCGUCGACUCCAACGAGUACCCGGACUUGGCUCGCAACCUUGGUAUCCGCUCCACCGGCGGUCUGGCCGUGCAAAAUGUCCACAACGGGCAGGUUUUCCCCUUCAAGGGAGACACCACUUCGUCACACCAAAUUGGCCAAUUCAUCGUGGCCAUCUCUGAGGGUAAAGCUGAACCGUGGGAUGGAACUUACAAUGAGGGCCAUGACGAGCUUUGA
Molecule: messenger RNA, 1017 nt
Organism: Trichoderma asperellum CBS 433.97
Lineage: Eukaryota; Fungi; Ascomycota; Sordariomycetes; Hypocreales; Hypocreaceae
Source: RefSeq, a predicted model, not a curated record